Molecule: messenger RNA, 2792 nt
Organism: Ostrea edulis (European flat oyster)
Lineage: Eukaryota; Metazoa; Mollusca; Bivalvia; Ostreida; Ostreidae
Exons: 4
Coding region: 1-1086 (361 amino acids)
Source: RefSeq, a predicted model, not a curated record
AUGCACUGGAGAAAACUGAGUGUGCGCAUGCUCAAUGGAUAUGCGGAGCGUAGCGGAGACAGUCGAGUAUUGCCGAUUGGGGAACUUAUUGAUCGGGAUCGGGAUUCAAUACAAAACAAUGAGCAGAUGCUGAAAAUAAAGGAUAUUAAAGACAAAGAUGUUAAAGAUCUGCCACCAUCCCCUUCAGUGAGAGGAGUUGUGCUAGAUGUCAGUGACAUAGAAAAAUCACAAAAUGCCCGAUACAAAGAUAAAUUCUUUGCAAUCAUUGCUGAUGAAACUGCUGCAGUAUCUGUAACAGUGUAUGAUCCAAACAAAAGAAACAAAUUUAUUAAGGGAAUGGCUGUAGUUCUAAUGAAUGUUCUUGUGAAGCAAAAUUUUAUAGCUGUUACAAGCAAAACAGAUGUGGGAAUUGCAAGACCAUUCUCUAUCCCUGAUGAUGUUAAGAGUGAAGUACCAACCCUUGCUGGACAAACAAUGACCUUAAAAGCUGCACUAGCUUCACCUGUGAAAACACUACUUACAAUCAAGGGAAAAGUUGUUAAGUUGUCACCAGCAAGCAAGAAAAGGGUUGAGCAAAAUGAUGUAAAAUUCCAAGAGGUAAUUCUGAAGGAUAUUGAUAGACAUGCAACAGUUGCAGUGUGGGACUCAAUGGUAAAUACUAUUGAAAAGGGAGAAUGUGUGCAGAUUACAAAAUGCAGGGUGUGUUUGUUCAACGAGCAGAAAAGGUUAACCACUACAAGAUCAUCCCAGUGCGAGAAACUUGCUAAUGAUGAAAACUUGCUGCUGGUGUCUGAUAAUGAAGAUGUGGACACUGAUGAAAACUGGGGAGACACUCCAACUGUGGAUUUUAAUAGUGGAACAAUCACAGCUGUGUUUGAUGUUGAUCCCUACCUUGCCUGUCCUACACCUUCAUGUAACAACACCAAACUUACCCCAGUAGAAUCCAAUUCUGGUAGUCGUAUCAUGAACUGCAAAAACUGUGGAAGAAAUUAUGGUGAAAGUGCAUGUAAUAACUACUUGCGUGCUACAGUAAUGAUUGAAGUAGAGGAAUCUAACACCCCCCCCCCAGAAAGUGGCAAUAUGUAAGCCGCAGAUUGAAAAGCUCUUCAUUUCAAGAGGAUUCGCACUUCCUUCCACCAAUGACCAAACUGAGCUUCUCGUCAAAUUCUUUGAAAUUAUUCCAGUUGACAUCAAGUUUCACAUGAUAAAUAACACUAUUAAACAAUUGACCUGCAAAAGAGUUGCAUGAACAUUCAACUCUAUUGCAACCAAUGUAACCAGUAUCUUUUCCAUUCAGUGUAGUACACACUGUUUCUUGUUUGUAUAAAUGAUUUUGUCCUAAACUGGUUUACUUGAUUUGUAAACCAUUAUGAAGGGGAUCUUUAUUGUUUUUUUCCCCAUUGUUUUGUGUAGUUCACACAAGUUUUUGUUACUUGGAAUCUUUUUUUCAUUUAUUGCUUGUAUAUGCAAAAGAGUUGCAUAGACAAAAGUCCUAGUCAUUUGCCUUUCUAGUCAGAUUUUGUCAAAAAAUGGUUUAAUGUUUAAUUACCAAAGUGACAACUAGUUUUACCAUGUUUUUUUUUUAAAUGUGCAUGUUUAAUCUUAACAUAUUAAGUUUUUUUAAUUGUUAUAUAUCUUUUUUUUUGUAUUCAAGAAAGCUGUUUGAACAAAAGCUCUCAGAAUUCCUUUGUUUAAGAACAACUCAAUAAUUAGCCAUUAUUUAACCAUAACAAAUUCAAAUCUACUUGCAUUUUAUCACACAGUAAUCUAUAAAUGUUUACAAACCAAUUAAAUAGUAACUUUAAGAUUUUGUGUAGAUUACCCUUUUACUGUUGAAGCAUAUAAAAUAACUUUGUCAUCCUUUAUUGCUUUCAUGUACAAAGCUGCUCUUACAUGAAGGAGAGUCACACAAGCAUACGUUUUCAUAGUAUUUUUUUCAAAACCAACUCAAGGAUACCAGCCGUUUCUCUUUUUAUCGAACAAGUAUAAUUUCGUCAGAUUUUUCCAUGUACUGAUUUAAGAACCCUUUAUACAUUGCACACUAAAGAUUUUUAAUUCCAUGGUAUUUUUAAUGCUGUUUUAAGUAACCUGCCCUCACAUCAAAAAUGAAAAUUGAAAUCUACAAUAUAUUACUCAAUUUGUAAUCAAUUCAAGCAUUUUUGGCAUUACGCCUGGAUGAUUUAAUCGAAUCUUUAUUUGCACGUUCUAUCCCAUUUAAUUAAGAAACAGAGGUUUUUGUUUAUCAAUACUUCAUUGCCUUAUUUCGUAAUCCCUUGGUGCAAUGGCAGCUACAUGUACCUAUGUUGAAUAUGAAAUAGAUAAACUUGAUAUUGACACUUUCAUACCAUAUAAUUUCAUCAAAAGUUAAAAAAACCCAACUAAUUAGUGAAAAGAGGGUUCUUCAGAUUUAUAAACCAUCAGAAAAAUUAUCUUGAUGAUAUUGUGUAGUUCACACGAGUUCACACAAUCCUUUUGUGUAAUAUUUUUGUCAUAUUUUUCGUUUUUUAAAGGUGCUCUUAUGUGCAAUAGUUUUGUAAUGCUUAGAGCCAUGACCUUUAAUCAAAACAAAUCAUAUAAUGUUACAGUAGUUAUAUUUUGUUGAUUACUGUUUUUAUGUUUCACAAAGCAUUGUAAGGAAAACCUUCAAGGUCUUCCAUAGUUCGCACAUUACACAUUUUUGUCAAAUAUUUGUUGUAUAAGGUGCUCUUAAAGAAAGAAACUAACUUUUUUAUAUUUUCUGUAUGGUUUCUGAAAAACAGUUUAGAAAAAUAAAUAGUUUUCUUAAUAAAAUA